Molecule: messenger RNA, 1331 nt
Organism: Helianthus annuus (common sunflower)
Lineage: Eukaryota; Viridiplantae; Streptophyta; Magnoliopsida; Asterales; Asteraceae
Product: LRR receptor-like serine/threonine-protein kinase RCH1
Exons: 2
Coding region: 33-1196 (387 amino acids)
Molecular function (GO): protein binding
Source: RefSeq, a predicted model, not a curated record
UCCCUCCAUUCAAUCUUUGAUCAGUGAUUACCAUGACAUCCGUCACCGCCGCGGCUGCCGCCACCGUCUCUCUGUUCUUCCUCCUCCUCCUCUCCACCACCGCAGCCGCGGCCACACUCUCCACCGAUGUCUCCGCCCUCAAAGCCAUAAAAUCCGCCAUCAAUCCCACCACCAUUCCUUCUUACUCUUGCUUAGCCUCCUGGAACUUCACCUCCGAUCCAUGCUCCAACCCUCACGUCACACAUUUCCUCUGCGGCCUCUCCUGCUCCGCCAACCGAGUCACCCAACUCACCUUCGAUCCUGCCGGUUACGCCGGAACUCUCUCCCCACUCGUUUCCCAACUCACCCAACUCACCACAAUCGAUCUCUCCGACAACAAACUCUCCGGCCCAAUCCCCACUUCCCUCUUCUCCCUCCCAAACCUCCAAACACUCAUUCUCCAAUCCAACUCAUUCUCCGGCACCAUCCCACCUGUCAUUUCUAACCUCAAAGCUAUUGAAACCCUAGAUAUUUCUCAUAAUUUUCUGUCUGGGUCGUUGCCGGACACGUCGAGUUUGCUCACUUUAACUCGGCUUGAUCUCAGUUUCAACAAAUUUACUGGACCCUUACCUAAGCUCGGGCGAAACCUAGUAGAAUUUGCAGUUAAAGCUAAUCGUCUUUCUGGAGACAUGCCAAAAACAUCGUUUAAUGAGUUGACUCAGCUGGAAGUUGUCGAACUCAGUGAUAAUUCGCUUACUGGAAUAAUUCCUGGCUGGUUCUUCCUCCAACCGGCCCUCCAGCAAGUCAAUCUCGCCGAUAAUGGGUUCACUGGUAUCGAAAUCUUAAAACCAAUCGACAGCGACCUGGUGGCCAUCGACGCCGGAUACAACAAAAUCAGUGGUUACUUAUCCGCAAACUUCACGAAGUACCCUAUGUUGUCGUCGCUGUCGCUCCGAUACAACAAGCUACAAGGACCGAUCCCAGAGGAGUACAGCCGAACGACGACAUUGAGUAGGUUGUUUCUUGACGGAAACUACUUGAACGGAAUGCCGCCGAAGGAGUUUUUCUCCGGGAGAUCGUCUGUUACUGGAAGUUUAGGGGACAACUGCCUGAAGAGUUGUCCAACAUCUUCUCAGCUCUGCCUGAAAUCACAAAAAUCAUCGUCGAUCUGCCGGCAAGCAUAUGGUGGGAAAAAUAAAAUGAGACAAAAGUUGUAGUGUCAAAUCCAUGUUUUCCGUUACUAUAUUAGUAUAUCAACUUUUUAGUCCUAGAGUUUAAUAAUAAUAAAUUUAACAUUUGUAUCACAAGUAACUAUUUUAUUGUAUUCAUGGAUACUUUUUAGGUUUUCAAUA